AUGAAGCCUCCCGUUCCCUUAUCGACGGCGGUGAUAGCAAUAGCAAUAGCAACAUCAACACUAUCUCUCUUCUUCGUUCCCUCUUCCUCAUGGCAGAUCCUCACAAACCACAACUUCACUUCUCAGAUCCAACACCAUCCACACAUCCUCCUUCUCCUCACUCUCCCAUGGUCUGGUGAAUCUCGUUCCCUAAUGAACGAUAUCUCGCUCGCGAUCUCCAACAAGCCUCAAGAAUUUCCCGAUCUUAAACUAAUGUUUAUGCAUCUCAAUAAAGAGAAGGCGAUAAUGGAUUCAAUUGGUGUUAAUGUCGAUGGAAUGAUAACUGUUGUUUAUAUUCAUUAUUCUCUGGCUUAUAAGUAUACAGGAAGACUGUCGGCCAAGAGUAUUUUGUCUUCGUUUCAUCAUUAUGUUUCCGUUGCGCCUGAGGAGGUUCCGUUCAAAGUGCUUGAUAGUCCGAGGGACUUCGCCACAUUUGUUGAUUCGGCUGAUGCAACUAUGGUUCUUGUUGAUUUUUGUGGAUGGACGCCGAAAUUGAUAGCUAAGAGUAAGAAAUUCAAUGGAACACAAAAUGCUACUAUUGGGCUUCAUCUUGGAAUGGGUUUUAGUGGAGAGAAUGAUAGAGUACCGUUCUCAAGGGGGAAGACUAACCAGAAGGUUGCUGAGGAGGGCAUGUGCAAGGUUGAACACAACAUCAAUAAAGGGUUUUGUGAAGUUCCUUGGCUUGGGGAUUUUAUCUCAAUAAAUGAUGGCCGUUUGGGGAGUUUCAAGGAUCAGAAUAGUCAUAAUCUUCACCCCUGUUCAUAUGAAGAAUUUGAGCGUUUCCAUUCUUUCUAUGAGAAGUUCAUGAAUGCUGUGAAAGAAUUCUUUCUUCCUCCUGAACGACAUAGAUUUGGUCUGGUUUCAGAUAGGGCGAUGCUUUCAUCCUUAGGUGUUGGUGAUUCCGGUUCAUGGUUUGCAGUUCACUACCUAGCUGGAUGUUAUAGUUGUUCACAUAUUCUUAAAGAAGAGGAUGACUUGAACUAUGUUUUGCAGAGGAAUAAUUAUUUUGUCAAAGAGUUGGAAGGUAAUGGACACGACCAAGAAGCCACCAUACCAGCAAAUAAGCCAUCAGUACUUCUAUUUGUUGAUAGAUCAUCUGACUCCUCAGAAACUAGGGGAAAAAGUUUGGAAGCUCUUAAUGCUCUUAGAGUAUUGGCACAACACUAUCAUGUGAAUCAAAUGGAUAGGAAUAAUGAUAAUCACAAGAAAGUUCUAAUCCGAAAUUAUCGUGGACAAAAAAAGAUCACAUCUGAUCUUAGGUCAAAUUUGUUGAUGAAAGCUCAAAAGAUUAAACUAAACAAGAAGAUAUCUUCCAUUACAAUUAUUAAUGAGGGUAAGCAAGUUAGUGUGGAUAAUGUAGCUUCUGAUCUCCAAGUGAGUUCUUUGAAUGAGUUAUUGGGUUACAUUGUCCAGCAAAAGAAGAACGGGAAACUAAGCUCUCUAGCCAAGGAUUUAGGUUUCCAACUUUUAUCUGAUGAUAUUGACAUCAGUUCAGCCAAUACACAGCAACAAUUGCAUUCCGAAGUUCAAUCAAAUCAAAUUUCAGCAGAAACUUCUCAAGAUUAUACAAGUACUGUAAUGACAGAUGGGUAUCCAUAUAAAUCUGCUAUAGAGCUUAGGGAAAAUCCUAAAUUGGUCAUGCUAUCUUCUCAGCAUGACGAAGUCAAGAAAUCUUCUAUUAUCACUGGUGAAGAGAUAAAAGCCGUGCAAUCUGAAGAAUCCAUUGCAGAUCACAAACUUCCUAGUGCCAAAAUUGUUCAAUCAGAAAUAAAUAACCCCAGGGAUGGUUCUUCUGAAGGAAACAAGUAUGCAGAAGAACAGGAUAAUUUUCUUGGUUUUAAUGGUUCCUUUUUCUAUUCUGAUGGUAAUUAUCAAUUACUUGAAAGGCUCACUGGCACUUAUAGAAUUCCAUCUAUGGUCAUAGUUGACCCCUUUUGGCAGCAACAUUAUGUUUACCCUGAAGAGAAAAGUUUCGACUUAGCUUCACUGCAUGGGUUUCUUUCCGAGUAUCUUAAUGGAACUUUGCUUCCAUAUCAGCUGUCUGAAUAUGUUCUUCAAGGCCAAAGGGAGGCCAGGCAUCCUCCAUUUGUUAAUUCGGAUUUUCACGAGGUGGAUUCUAUACCUCGAAUCACCGCUCAUACUUUCUCUGAACUUGUUAUUGGUUUCAAUCUUUCUAACAAAGAGAACACUUCAAAUGCAUGGAACAAAGAUGUCUUGGUCUUGUUUAGCAAUAGUUGGUGUGCAUUCUGCCAGAGAAUGGAUUUGAUUGUUCGUGAAGUAUAUCGGACCAUCAAGGGCUAUGUUGAUACGUUAAAAAGGGGAUCUCAGAACAUCACUGAUCACGGUAAUCUGGACUGUUUGUGUGUCUGUCUGUCUCUACCACCCUAUAUUUUACCUGCUUAA
Vicia faba (fava bean) is the source of this 2442-nucleotide messenger RNA. The record is from the annotation of a GenBank genome assembly. Lineage: Eukaryota; Viridiplantae; Streptophyta; Magnoliopsida; Fabales; Fabaceae.